CUUCGAAGGGAGAAAAAACGACACGGGGGAAGGCGACGGAUCCCGAGGCCGAAGCGCGGGCGUGGUUCGCGUGCUGGACGGCACAGUGAGUAACGCAGGGACCGCCCAUCGUCUGCGGCCGCCCAUCUACCUACGGGGCGUCGUUGCUUUUGCUCUCCCGCCCGCCCACCGCCCCCGCCCACGCCGCCCAGUUCCCCUCGACGUCAGGAUUAUCAUCAGAAUGGGCGGUGCGUCCGGCGUCUGGCAGCCGUAGUGAGGAAGGAGGGAAGUGGCAGACGGAGGCACAGACAGACAGGCGUCCGCGCAAGAGAGACAGAGAGCCUUCCAGGCAGCCGGAACUGGCCAGCUUCAAGACAAUCGCAGUAAUAGACUUGGAGCAUAUUUCCCUCUCCCUGCUGCUUCUCCUCCGCUCGUGGAUGUAAUCGGAGGCUGACGGAGAGCGCCGCCAGGAAAAUACAGCCCCAAAUCCCCGUUUUCCGAGCCGCGUCCGCGUGCCCAUUUGGGAGUGACAGUGAUGCUUGUGCCGCCCCGCGCGCAGGUGGAGGAAAUCGGAUUGCUCAAGACAUGUCGCCCGUUGUGACUGACAUCUGCCUGAAGCGAGGACGCCGCCAAUCCCCGGGACAAAAUGGGCGCCUCUAAUCUCCGCGUCGUUGCCACAGGACAGGCGAGAGUGUGCUUGGAAAAGCCCCGCGGCACGAGGAGUAGCCAUGUCUGAGCGGGAACGCGAGCGCCCCACCGCCGCCGCCGGCCAUGGGGGGGUCCACAGUGCCCAGGAUGGUGGACGGAGGUCGUGCGAGCGCGGGCUCAGUGCCCCGGAGCGAGCGGGGCCACAGCGGGACCUCGCUCGGGGGCUCGCCCCUGUCUCAGUGUCUUACGGGAUGCAUAAAACCCUGCUCUACCUCACCGCAUACGUUCUCGGCUGGUGUGGUCACGUGACGGCCGCCGUGGGGCCGCAAACUUGGCCGGACGCGCCACGGACGCACCCGGACGGAGCCGAGGUGCAGCCGAACCGGACAGAGUGGAAAAGGAAGAGUUCCCAGAGCGUUGUUUGUGUGAUAUUAUCUUUAGCUGUACUGUGCUCGUUCCCCGCGGCGACGGAGGCCUUCUGCCCGAACGGUUGCGACUGCGACGACGCCAGCCUCACCGUCAACUGCCAGAACACGAGCCUGGAGGUAGUGCCGAUCCUCCUCAACCCCCGCGUGCAGACCAUUCUCUUGACGCGCAACCGCAUCAAGGCCCUGUCGCGCGCCCUCGUCUUCUACACGGACCUGAAAGAGCUGGACAUCUCGCACAAUGACAUCGCGACACUGGGCGCCAAGAACUUCGAGUCGCAGAAGAACCUGGCGGAGCUGCGCGUGAGCCACAACAAGCUGAGCGCCGUGGAGGCGGCGUCGCUGGAGGGGCUGGCGGGGCUGCGCGUGCUGCUCCUCAACGACAACCUCAUCUCCAGCGUGGACGACGGCGCCUUCCGCGGCCUCGUCAGCCUCAUCGAGCUCAACCUUUCCAACAACAGACUGAAGACCCUGCGCGAGAGCUCCUUUGCCGCGCUGCCCAGCCUGUGGACGCUGAACCUGGGCGGCAACCUGUUCGACCGCGUGCCCAGUUCCAGCCUGCUGAACCUGUCGUCCCUCCUGGAGCUGGACCUCAGCGACAAUCAGAUCUCCCAAGUGCCUGGCCGCGCCUUCCAGGGCGCCGCCAACCUCGCCUACAUCCGCCUCGACAAAAAUAACAUCAGCGCCGUCAACCCGGCGGCCUUCUGGGGCCUCUCGGAGCUCCGCCGCCUCGCCGUGGCCGACAACAGGCUGGAGCAGGUGCCCACCCUGUCCUUCAGCGGCCUGCCCGACUUGCAGGACCUCGACCUGAGCGGCAACCUGUUUGAGGAGCUGCCCGAGGACGGCUUCAACGGCUUGGCCUCGCUGGUGAGCCUGACGGUGUCCCGGUGCCCGCGCCUCAGCAGGGUCAGCAGCGAGGCCUUCCUCAGCACGGUCCAGCUGGAGACGCUGGUGCUGAGCCACAACCCGCGCCUCGCCUCCCUCGCCCCCACCACGCUCACCUCGCUCCUCAACCUGCGGCACGUGGACCUGCGGGCGUGCGGCCUGCUGCACAUCACGCCCACGCAGGUCCCUCUCCAGCAGCUGGCGAGCCUCAUGGUGUCGGGGAAUCCCCUGCACUGUAACUGCUCCAUGGUGUGGCUCUCCCGGAUCGCCGCCGAUGACAACGCCACCCUCACCGUCGACGCGCCCACCUGCGCCAGCCCGCCCAACCUCUAUGGCGUGUCCUUGCGCGAGCUGGGCACGGGCGGUGCGGGCUGCGACGGGCGCGUGGGCGUCUGGACCAUCGUGAUCUGCGUGGGCGUGGGCGCGACGGGGCUGCUCAUAAUCGGCGUGUUCCUGUGCUGCCGCCUGCGGAAGCGCAGGAAGAAGCGGCAGAAGCGCAUCCUGCAGGACAAGCGGCCGUGGGGCGAGGUGUGGCGCAUGGAGGACCCGCUCGCCACCACGCGCCUCACGCCCACACCCAUGAACGGGGACGCCCUCAGCCACUACCCGCUGGCGUCGCCCACCCGCCUGCGCCUGCCGCCACGCCUGCCGCCCGACCACCCGCUCCACCACCAGCUGAGCCUCCACCAGCAGCACGCCUCGGGGCGCGCGCAGCAGUGCCCCUUCGCCACGCUGCACCCCGUCUACCACCCGCUGCUGCACCCGCCCGCCGCCGCCCACACCUCGCUCGACUCGCCCACGCACUACAGCGACUACCCGCCCCUGCACACCCACCCGCGCCCGCACACGCUGCCCAACCACUCGAGCCACGUCAUGCCUCUGGGUCCGCCGCCGCCCAUCCCGCCCCUGGACGAGCCGCCGAACUGGUACGCGACGAUCGGCAGCGUGGGCGGCUUCAACGACGACGACGAGGGCGACAAGCAGAGGGCGCGGGGCGAGCGCGACGGCGGCGCCCUCGACCCGCCCGACGUCACGGCCUCCACGCCCAGGAAGGUGCCCGUGACCUACGUGUAGCGCCGGCGUUCGCAGGGGCAGGGGCAGGGGGGAGGGGGGAAGGGGAGGAGGAGAGGGUAUGAGAGCGUGCGCAUGUGUGCAUGUGUGGGUGUGCACGUUUGUCUUUUUGCACGCGCGUAUUUGCGUGCUUGCGUGCAUGCGGUCCAUUGCCCCGAGUGAGUGCCUGUGGGCACUGGACAAGGUUCCUGGGCGGAGUGUCCGUCUGACGGGCAUCUGGCAGGUGUGGCGGAAUAAGAGCAAGUUCCCCGAUAAGGACAUUGAUACCCGAAGCGGAUCCGGAAUAAUAGUUAUCCCUUUGAUUGGUAGAAAAAAUGGAAAAAAAGAAGACGCGCUUUAUGAACUGAGCUUUUUUUAGACAUCCUCUGACUUUUUUUCUUCAUCUUUUACAGCAGUUGAUAUUAGGUAUUAUCAUAAUGCAGUCGCGUUUUUCACCAUUUUCACUUUUAUAACUUGGGAGUGUUAAAUGGCACCUUCAAUCCGGAUCGCCUUUUGUCAUGUGGUUCUAAAGAAGUACUAUUUCGAAUUGGUUACGGUGCAGCUGUGUGUGUGUGUGUGUGUGUGUGUGUGUGUGUGUGUGUGUGUGUGUGUGUGUGUGUGUGUGUGUGUGUGUGAAGCUGUGAGCCUACGUGUAAACAUUUGUACAUAUGUAAUGUAAUAUAUAAAAUGAUAUUUCCGGUGGAGGGACGUUUUGUAUCUUGUUACCUACUGACAUUGCAACGUAACAAGAGAGUUGAAUUGUCAGCAUUUUUAAAGAUGAUUUUUGAAAGAUAUUUAAAUUAUAAUUAUUAUCAGAUUAAUUCGAACUUCGAACUUUGGUAGAUUUUAAGGUUGUGUGGUCAAAGGCGUGUGUGUUUGUAUGUGUGUGUGUGUGUGUGUGUGUGAGAAAGAGAGAGAGAAAGAGCGAGCGUGUGUAUGUGUAUGUGUGUGUGUGCGUGUGCGUGUGCUCGUUCAUGUGCGUGUGUUUACGGACCCUUCUACAAGGCGGCCGGAAGCUCCGAGGCGAUGACAUAUCACAUCCAGCCGAGAAUAUCUGUGAUAAAAAGCCCCCUCCCCCCUAAUAGGUAAACUCAUAGAUGAGAUUGCAACUAAGGAGUCUACCUCCCAGUUAUUUUUUCUAUUCAAAACAACAGAGCAGUGUUGUUGUUUGUUAUUUUUCCUCUUUUGGGUGUUUUUGGUGUGUAGGGGAGGGGGGGGGGGGAGAGCACGGGAGUUGGAGGGGGGGGAGGGGUCAAAAAAGCAAAGGGGGGGAGGGAAGAAGAGCGGAAGUCUACCCGGCUACACCCCCAAGCCGUUAGCAACGCCACAGUGCACUUUUAAUCCGAGAGAGAGAGAAAUUCUGCGACGUAAAAAGUACAAACAUUACGACCCAAAUGAAGAAUAAGGAAAGUGUACCAGUUUUUUUUCUCGUGUGGACUGUACGAUUCGACUUUUUUUUCAUCGUCAUUAUUCUAUCCGGUUUAGAACAAGAGAGGAGGAAAAAUUAUCCCUCCCUCCCUCCCUCCCCCUCCCCCUCAGUCUCCCUCGCCCUGUGCAACUGUAGGCGAGUUUGAUUCCCUGACGCAAAGGAAGAUUGGAGAGUAAAAUACGGUGAGAAAAUAGGAAAUUACGACAGAAGAGAAGUGGAAAGAGGGAAGGAUAAAGAUGGAGGAGAUUGAUCUUUAAAAAAAAAAAUGAGAGAAAGAAAGUGCUUGUGCGGAAAGAAGUGUAAAUUGACCCCUGGAACUGUUUUUUUUUUAUCGCGUGGAGGGGACAGGAUAUGAAGAACUAGAAGAAGAGUUUUUUUUCUGUUCUGUUUAUUUUUUUCCGGAUUGGGGAAACGAGCGAGGACUCAUAAAAAAAAUCAGGAUAAAAGGAAAAGGAAAAGAAAUGAUGAUAAAGUGACGGGGAUAGCAAUUGUGAUAAAGGUGUGGAUAUAGAGGAAAUGACUAGAGAAUGUGGUUUGAACGAGAUAAAAGUGACGAGAGAGGAAAAGGCGGAGAUGACGGGGAUUCCAGAAGAAACGUUUGAAAUGGAAACGUUUUGACUUAUUGUGGAAGUGAAAUCCUGAAAUAUUUACCGCGACGCUUAGAGACUUCGGUUUACAAAACUGGAGAGAAAAAAGCAGUUGAGGCAGAAGUGUGAUAUAAUUUUUUGUUCUCCUUUUUACAAUAAUCCAAGAGAAAAAGAAAAAAAAUUGGACGUUGUAAAAAGAAAAAAAAAUCAUCCGUCUGAAGAAUCUGCAAGGUUCCUUUUUUCUCAUUGUUGAUUAGAAAAUAAUUAAAAAUAAUUCAAUUAAAAAAACUCGUUGGUGAUUAUGGCAGUUAACAUAUCAGUUAACAAAAAAAAAAAAAAACAGAGUUUGAAAGGCAGUUAAUUAUUAUAUCAAUGUUAGCUUUUUGUUUUGUUUCUUCCUUAAGUUCCAAGUUGGGUUAAGUUCCCUCCUUUAAGAUAGAACUUCCGCCCAAAAUCGCCGCAGUCUCCACGCAGAGGGCGCCACCAUAACACUUUUCGUUACCUUUAAGUGAGAUUAUUUUCCUUUUUAUUUCAGUUAAGUCACACAGCCACCAACCAGACAACGCGCCUAAUCAAAAAAAAUAUAAUAACAUUAAUAGAAGUACGGUAGUUUUGCGUUUCAAUUUUUUCUUCUUUUUUGUCCUUCCCAUUCCAUGAUUAGCUAAUCUUUCUAUCCUAGGAUUAACUUGAGAAUAAUAACAGAGGUUGCGAGAGGGAUUGUCUCUCUUAACCUUAGUGGGCGCGAGCUGGGUCUUGUGCGCUCGCUUCUGCUCACUUGUUUUACUAUGGUUUGUCAAAAUAAAGAUUUUUCGCUAUUU
Molecule: messenger RNA, 5821 nt
Organism: Penaeus chinensis
Lineage: Eukaryota; Metazoa; Arthropoda; Malacostraca; Decapoda; Penaeidae
Product: leucine-rich repeat neuronal protein 3-like
Exons: 5
Coding region: 708-3011 (767 amino acids)
Cellular component (GO): plasma membrane
Molecular function (GO): protein binding
Source: RefSeq, a predicted model, not a curated record